This is a messenger RNA of Diatraea saccharalis (sugarcane borer), 386 nucleotides long. Lineage: Eukaryota; Metazoa; Arthropoda; Insecta; Lepidoptera; Crambidae. The record is from the annotation of a GenBank genome assembly.
UAGAUUUAAAUGUAGACAAUUAACCCCCAGUGUGUAAUGUUUAUGAUAUUUAAGGACCGGUCGUGUAUAGACGUCCCUAAGUCCUCUGACAUGGUGCAGAGCUUCAGCUGUGAACAUCCAGUCACCCUCACGUACCAUCUGCAUCACGUGAGACUCAUCAUGAAGGCACUCGCUAUAUCCACCAAGGUCGUACUACGAUGCAGUGCGAAUGGACUCCUCUUACUUCAACUGAAACUAGAAAAAGAAGACCAGAAACAGAUGUUCUCAGAAUUUUAUAUCGUACCUCUAUUAGAUGACUGAUUACCAGUUGUAAUAUUGUUGUUAAUUCUAAAAAUUAAAUAAAAAUAUUUUCAUACAAAAUAUAAUUUUUAUUUCCAUUCCAAAAU